AAAACAAAAAUCAUUGAGCUAGUUGCUACUCGAUGGACCAUAUUCCCUUAUAAUAGCUCCACCACCACUGCUAAAUUAACUACCAUUUAUUUCAUUUCUAUCCAAUUCCCUGCUAUACGUAUAUCUCUCAGUUUGUCCCUUCCUUCCUACAAAAACAUGGUGAACACGACGCUGGUUUGCCAGACCGUUAUCCGAUGGCUACUGCGCCUCUUCGCCGCGACCCGACCCGAACCGGUCGAGGUCGAACCGGGAACAGUCAUCAACAUCUGGUCCCCGUCAUCCGGUCCAACCAACGAAAACAAGAAACCGGCGCUGGUCUUCCUCCACGGGUUCGGGUUCGACGGGAUCCUGACGUGGGCUCUCCAAAUCCCGGCCUUCGCCAAACACUACUCCGUCUACGUCCCGGACCUGCUGUUCUUCGGCGGCUCCGUCACCGACCGGCCGGAGCGGACGCCGGCUUUCCAGGCGGAGUGCGUGGGGAAGGCGCUGAGGAAGCUCGGGGUGGAGAGGUGCACGGUGGUCGGGUUCAGCUACGGCGGGGCGGUCGGGUUCGAGUUGGGCGGGUUGUUUCCCGGGAUGGUGGAGUCGUUGGUUCUGACCGGGUCGGUUAUGGAGUUCACCGAGUCGAUUCGCAGAGAUGGGUUGGGCCGGAUCGGGUACGAGACGUGGGCGGAGUUUAUGUUGCCGAAGACUGUGGAAGGUGUGAGGAGCUUGUUGGGGAAUAUUAUUUACGAUCUGCCGUGGUUGCCUAAUCGCUUGCUCAAGGAUGCUUUGGAGGUUUUGUUCGAGCACAGGAAGGAGAGGGCUCAACUUCUGGACGCACUCUUCCUCGGCGACAACGACGUCGCUAAACCGGCCAGCUACUGUACUCAGGAGAUUAAUUUCAUAUGGGGAGAAGAAGACAGACUGAUAGACAUUCAGGAGGGAUAUGACCGAAUCAAGCUGCUGUAUGGGAAAGCAACCUUGAAGUCGAUAAAGAAAGCAGGGCAUCUGGUGCAAGUUGAGAGACCAUAUCUUUACAAUAGGAUCUUGAAAGACUUGCUCCUUUCUUUGCAUCAAGGAGGCUGAAGAUUGAAUCUCGGAGGUUACAAUUGUAAAAUUUGUUUCCCUUUCUACUGUCUUCGGAAGAUGUUAUUAGGAUACCUUUCUCGACCUUUUAGCUAUAAUCAAGUGUAGAAGACAUUAUUAGUGAGAAAAUAAUAAGCGAAACACUCCUAUUGUGUGGGAAGCAUAACUAGAUUGUGUUCUAUUUUAAACUAGUCUAAAUUAUGGUUUAUGUGAUUUACCAAUUUAUUCUAAUGGCUAAAGGUUUUUUAAAUUUCUAGUUAGUAUGAUGAGUUGACAUGAUUAUGUCUUCCCUUCUAAAGUAUUAUUGGUUCUU
This is a messenger RNA of Linum tenue, 1381 nucleotides long. The record is from the annotation of a GenBank genome assembly. Lineage: Eukaryota; Viridiplantae; Streptophyta; Magnoliopsida; Malpighiales; Linaceae.